AUGUGGAGGAAUCCUGCCACUUUUCUUCAUGCUUACUCAUGUCUUCCCCUGGCUUAUGCGACACGCCAAGCUGCAGGUUCCAUCUUGCAAGAUGUCGCUGGUUCAGGAGUCCUGUUUUCCCUCUUAAUGUGUAAACACAAGGUCAUCAGUCUGGUUGGCGCUCAGAAAGCAUCUCUGCAUCCGGAUGAUAUACUGUUGCUCUCCAAUUUUAUUAUGUCUUCUGAGUCCUUUAAAACAUCUGAAUCCUUCUCUCCAAUUUGCCUGCCAAGAUACAAUCCCAUGGCUUUCCUUUAUGCUUAUGUGCACUAUUUUGAUAUUGAUACAUACCUGGUAUUGCUUACAACAAGUCCAGAUGCCUUCUAUCAUUUAAAAGAGAGCAGGAUUCGGAUUGAAAAUGUACUCGUGAAGUCAAAUGUGUUAAUCGAAGUUCAAAGAUCCUUGGUAGACGGUGGUAUGCACAUUGAGGAUCUACUUGUGGACCCCACUGCUCGUCCAGGCACCAUAUCUUCUCAUCUCGGUCAACCGAGACUAGCAACAGAUUCCCCAAGCAGAGGUGCAACAGAUGGAUUUGUUGGAAUUGGUGGUCCGGCGGGACUCUGUCACUUUAUGUAUAGAAGUAUAUAUCUUGACCAAUAUGUGUCGUCUGAAUUUUCAUUGCCAAUCAACAGCUUGAGACAGCAAAAGCGAUUAUAUAGGGCCUAUCAGAAACUUUACACAUCCAUGCAUGAUAAAGGAAUAGGACCUCACAAAACCCAGUUUAGAAGGGACGAAAAUUAUGUGCUACUUUGCUGGGUCACACAAGAUUUUGAACUGUAUGCUGCUUUUGAUAUCCUUGCAGACAAGGCUCUUGCUAUUAACGUAUGCAAUCGGGUUUGCCAAUGGGUGAAAGAUGUUGAGAAUGAAAUAUUCCUGCUGGGAGCAAGUCCUUUUUCAUGGUGA
Messenger RNA from Striga hermonthica, 939 nucleotides. The record is from the annotation of a GenBank genome assembly. Lineage: Eukaryota; Viridiplantae; Streptophyta; Magnoliopsida; Lamiales; Orobanchaceae.